GUGAGCUCUAUUUUGUAAGAGAAAACACGAUUUUACAAUUUCCAGGGCAAUUCUCGAGGUCCAUUUUCCCGCCCAAAUCCACUUCACUUGUCAGCUGGUCUUGCUCCCGCCAUUAAUACUGCUCAAACCCUAGUUUAAGAAGAAACAUGAGGGGUGGAACGGUUCAGAUCAAUUGGCACGACUCCAAACCCGUACUCGCCUGCGAUUUCCAUCCGAUCUCCGCCCUCCUCGCUACCGCCGGCGCCGACUACGACAUUAAGAUUUGGGCAACGGUUUCUAGCUCUGACCAAAAGAAGGCUCCUGGGGUUGCUUACCAGAGCAAUCUGUCAUACCAUAGUUCUGCUGUAAAUGCACUUCGCUUCUCCCCGUCUGGAGACCAGUUGGCUUCUGGCGCUGAUGGUGGUGAGCUGAUUUUAUGGAAAUUAAAUGUUACUGAUGCUGGUGAAGUUUGGAAAGUCCACAAGUCUUUAGUGUUUCAUCGUAAGGAUGUAUUAGACCUGCAAUGGUCUGCUGAUGGGGCAUAUCUGAUAACCGGUUCAGUAGAUAAUUCCUGCAUCAUAUGGGAUGCUAAUAAGGGUUCUGUACACCAAAUUUUGGACGCACAUUUUCAUUAUGUUCAAGGUGUAGCAUGGGAUCCGUUGGGGAAAUAUGCAGCAUCAUUCAGUUCAGAUAGAACUUGUCGUAUUUAUGUUAACAAGCCUUCUAAAGCCAAAGGUGUUGAGAGGUCAAAUUAUGUUUGCCAGCAUGUCAUCUCGAAGGCAGAGUUGCCAGUGCCUGAUGAGUCUAAGUCAGCUAGAAGCCAUCUUUUCCUUGACGAGACACUGCCAUCUUUCUUUCGAAGAUUAGCCUGGUCUCCAGAUGGAUCAUUUUUACUUGUUCCCGCAGGUAUCCAAAUUUUACAUUCUUUGUAUAAUUCAGUGGGCUUGAGAGCAUGUUAUACUUCCACAACUGAAGUUAAACAAAUCUCUUGUCAUACACUUUUUAUCAUUUCAGGUACUCACAAAAGUACACCAACUUCUGAACUUGUCAAUACUGCUUAUGUAUUUUCAAGAAAAGAUGUUUCCAGACCUGCUCUAAUGCUUCCUGGUGCAAGUAAACCUGUUGUUGCAGUUCGGUUUUGCCCCAUGAAGUUUAAAUUGUUAGGGACGACUACAUGUAUGAUUCAUCUCUGCUGUUCACUCUUUGGGCCUAAAAGUCCUAGCACUGCCUUCGAACUUAUCUUAUCUCACUCUCUCUCUCUCUCCCUCUGGUCAGCUUCAGCAUUUAACCUCCCCUAUCGCCUUAUAUUUGCUGUGGCCACGUUGAACUCCUUGUAUAUUUAUGACACUGAAAGCAUUCAGCCAAUAGUAAUUGUAGCUGGAGUUCAUUAUGCAGCUAUAACAGACAUUGCAUGGUCACCGUCCGGUAAUUUUCUAGUGUUAUCCUCUCAAGAUGGAUACUGCACACUGCUUGAAUUUGAAAAUCAAGAACUCGGCGCACUUAUUCCCAUAUCAGAGGAAAAGCAAGUGACGGGAGAUGAAAAUACGAGCCUCGUUGUAGAAGAAUCCAUGGUUGAUGUCAGUAGUGGCAGUGCUUCUGUAGAUAGUAGAAAAGAAAAGGAAGAGAAUUUACUAAAAGAAAAGAAAGAGAAUUUACUGAAAGAGAAGGAUGAGAGUGGUGAUGUGAAACAAGCUUCACCAAGUACAGCAGCAGCACCUCAAGCUAAGCCUGCCAAGAGGCGUAUUACCCCCAUGGCUAUCGAUUAACUUGGUAUUUUGCUCUCUCGGUUUUAGUAUCGUUCAACUCCGAAGUAGCUGCCUGUUGAUCUAGCCCUACCACAUUCAUCUCCUUGCACAUGUAGAGAAGAUGGUGCCUAUUAUUACUUGACUGAGGAUUUUACUUUUAAUGGUAGAAAGGGCUUUUUACCAGCAGUGCUGUAUCUGAGGCUUUUAAAGGGCUUUUUUGUUGCCCUUUCAGUUUGCAAGUUUGGGAAUGCUCGAGCUUAAUAUUGCCGUGCUCAAUACAAAUUAUAUUCUCACUCUGUCCCCUAAAAAUAGAUGCUUUAUUGGAU
Messenger RNA from Salvia splendens (bonfire salvia), 2050 nucleotides. Its product is annotated as chromatin assembly factor 1 subunit FAS2. Gene Ontology annotation, molecular function: protein binding. The coding region runs from base 147 to 1745 and encodes 532 amino acids. The transcript has 11 exons. The record is from RefSeq and is a predicted model, not a curated record. Gene Ontology annotation, cellular component: nucleus; CAF-1 complex. Gene Ontology annotation, biological process: DNA replication-dependent chromatin assembly; nucleosome assembly. NCBI's taxonomy places the organism in Eukaryota, Viridiplantae, Streptophyta, Magnoliopsida, Lamiales, Lamiaceae.